AUGUUGUCAAGUAGAGAGAAGGACAGACACCAGUACGGCGAGGACGGGAACAGUGCUCAGCGCGGUCGAGAGAUGUCGCCAGAUGUCAGCACCAGCCGCAAGCACCAGCACCUCAGAUCAGCGGCACACUAUCAGCUAUGCGACCAGUUCCAGCACCGAAGCGGGCGGUUUGAUAGUGUAGAUGAAGCGCCGCACCACGCAAAACACCACCACCGCCACCGUGGCGGUCCCAUCUCAAAGCCGCAGCACGGUAGCAGCGUCCCUCCCCGCAAGCAGCACAACGCCUCAGACGAGACGCACGGCAAGCCUGCGACGAAGCAGAAGAAGGGAGCCAUCAGAAAGGUGCUGGACUGGUUGUAA
This is a messenger RNA of Ascochyta rabiei, 360 nucleotides long. RefSeq lists its product as uncharacterized. The transcript has a single exon. Bases 1 to 360 code for a protein of 119 amino acids. The record is from RefSeq and is a predicted model, not a curated record. Lineage: Eukaryota; Fungi; Ascomycota; Dothideomycetes; Pleosporales; Didymellaceae.